Olea europaea var. sylvestris is the source of this 903-nucleotide messenger RNA. RefSeq lists its product as uncharacterized. Bases 1 to 903 code for a protein of 300 amino acids. The record is from RefSeq and is a predicted model, not a curated record. The transcript is spliced from 3 exons. NCBI's taxonomy places the organism in Eukaryota, Viridiplantae, Streptophyta, Magnoliopsida, Lamiales, Oleaceae.
AUGGCAACCACAAUCAACAGGCUGGAAGCACAAGAUUUGAGAAAAUUACCCUCUCAAACAAUGGUCAAUCCAAGGAAAAAUGUAAGUGCAAUCUUGUUGAGGAGUGAUAAGGAAGUUGAAAUAUCAAGGGCAACCCUUAUAUCAUUGGAGCAGGAAAAGGAGAAAGAUGUCCUUGAAGAGAAGAGUGAUCCUAACGACAAUAGCGUACCUAAGCGUAAGUUUCCAGCUCUUUCUGAUUAUAAACCGGUACCCCCUUUCCCUCAGGUUUUAGUAGGAUAUAGGAAAGAUGAGCAAGAUCAUGAGCUUUAUGAUACUUUUGGUAGAUGCGAGAUAAAUAUUUCACUUAUAGAUGCUAUUAAACAAAUACCUCCUUAUGAUAAAUUUUUGAAACAUUUGUGCAAGAGUAAGAGGAAACAAAAACUCAAGGGAUGUGAAAAGGUAAACAUUAGGGAGAAUGUCUUUGUAAUUAUUCAAAGAAAAAUCCCCACGAAGUGUACAGACCUAGUUAUGUUUACUAUCCUUCGUACGAUAGGUGACACUAACUUUGAAAAAGCCAUGAUAGAUUCAGGAGCUUCUAUUAAUAUCAUGUCAUAUUCUAUAUACGCUUCUUUGAAACUUGGAUCUUUAAAUGAAACGGGUGUUGCGAUCCAACUAGCUAAUAAAUCUAAUGCCUAUCCUAAGGUUUUAGUUGAGGACAUUCUUUGGCAUGCUUACCAUGAUAAAAUAAGUGAAUUUAACAUUUAUGAUGCCAUGAAACAUCCUGAUGAAACUAGCCUUGUUUAUUUUAUUAAAGUGAUCGAUCAUUUAGAUCAGAAAAUUUUAGAACAUGAUAAAAACAAUGCAGUGAAAGUUGUCAUUGAUAAGCAUAUUGAGGAGAACCCCCAUGCUAGUGAUAAGACUUGA